Molecule: messenger RNA, 1182 nt
Organism: Castor canadensis (American beaver)
Lineage: Eukaryota; Metazoa; Chordata; Mammalia; Rodentia; Castoridae
Source: RefSeq, a predicted model, not a curated record
UAGCGAGCAGCUGGAGCGGAGUUGGAGGAAGCAGCAGCCUCGGUGAGGGCGGCUGACGAGCGGCUAGGAGACGUGGAGGUGGGAUUGCGAACGGCCCGCGGGUCGAAGCUGGAUCGGAGGCACGUGGGAACCGUGAGCGCAGGAGGCCGCUGCAGCACCGGCUGGGCAAAGGAAGGAAGCCGGCCGGCGGGGGAGGCUCUGCUGGUUGCAUGGAUUUUUUUCUCUGAUGACUGAAAUGCAAGUGAAGCUGCGUGUGGAGUGUGGUGGUGAAAUCAGAUGACAGAUGGACAGUGUGACAAGAGUGUCAGAGAGGAUUGGGCCUCGCCGUGAGAGUCAGCCUGGAGUCAGUGUGUUGACAAGUUACUGAAAAGUACACCAGGAAGGACUGUGGUGCUGAGGAAGUUGAACUGUGUCUUCAGUCACACCAUUGAUGGAGGACAGAUGGACAGCUGAAUGGCCAUCUCUUAAAUCUUUGAAGAGUGGUCCUUUGUCCUCUACUGGACACCUAUUAGGAAUUUUAACACACUCUCUGAAUUCUCUUUCUAUCAAAACCUGAAAUUAGACUACAGUAUACAACCAGCCUCAUCUGUUGCAUGGUAACAGACUGCAAACAUGAGUGCCGAGGGGUACCAGUACAGAGCCCUGUAUGACUAUAAGAAGGAGAGAGAAGAAGACAUUGACCUGCACCUAGGUGACAUACUGACUGUGAAUAAAGGGUCCUUGGUAGCCCUUGGAUUCAGUGAUGGACAGGAAGCCCGGCCUGAAGAAAUUGGUUGGUUAAAUGGCUAUAAUGAAACCACUGGGGAGAGGGGGGACUUCCCAGGAACUUAUGUUGAAUAUAUUGGAAGGAAAAAAAUCUCACCUCCCACUCCAAAGCCCCGGCCACCUCGACCCCUUCCUGUUGCACCAGGUUCUUCGAAAACUGAAGCAGACACUGAGCAACAAGCUUUGACACUUCCGGAUCUGGCAGAGCAGUUUGCCCCUCCUGACAUUGCCCCACCCCUCCUUAUCAAGCUCGUGGAAGCCAUUGAAAAGAAAGGUCUGGAAUGUUCGACUCUAUACAGAACCCAGAGCUCCAGCAACCCUGCCGAAUUACGACAGCUUCUUGAUUGUGGUGAGUAUCAUACAGCCCUAAGUACACAGGGAAAAGACUGAAGUUACCUUUCUGAUUCUGCUAAUGCA